AUGGCGGAUAAGCCACCGCAGAUCGCCAUACUUGGUGCCGGCAUCUUUGUUCGAAGUACUUACAUUCCCCGGCUGGCUGAACUAUCCGGCCUAUUCGUUCUCAGAGCCAUUUGGAGCCGCACCCAGGAAUCAGCCAGAGGUGCUGCUGAGAUUGCUAAGAAGUUUUUCCAGGAUGUCGAAUGUAAGUGGGGAGAGGAAGGACUUGACGAGAUUAUUCGAGAUGCUUCCAUUACUGGUGUGGUCGUGGCCCUUGCCGGCCAGACGCAGGUUGAUAUGUCACUGAGGUUGCUGAAGGGAGGAAAACAUGUCCUUCAAGCUGGUAGUGAACUCGAAAAAGCAAUCUCGGGCUACAACUCUCUCAAGCCAGCACCAAUUUGGGCAGUGGCUGAAAACUAUCGGUUUGAACCCGCUUUUGUGGAGGGCAGAAAACGGAUGUCUGAAAUUGGAGAUAUUAUUAAUAUACAUGUGAUUAUUGAAGGAUCAAUGAACAGCUCAAAUCCAUACUAUUCAACUUCAUGGAGGCAUUCCUUAACUCUGGCUGGAUGUGAAAUAACUUCAGUGUCAGCUGUUACGUCUCACAUUGACUCAACUUUGCCUCCACCUGAUCACAUCUCCUCAACAAUUCAACUGGAAAACGGGAGUUCAGGAGUUUUCGUGAUGGUGGUAUCCUCUAAAUCUCCAAAGAUUCUGUGGAGAGUUGUGGGCUUGAAGGGGACACUACAAGUUGAGCGAGGAAGUAAAGAUGGGAAGCACGGAUACACGGUGGUUCACUUUACGGCUGAUGGACAAAGCAAAAGCUGGUUUUAUCCUUUCAGUGGUGUGACUGAGGAGCUUAAAGCCUUUCUUUCAGAUAUAUCACCGGCAACCAUUAAGAAUGAUGGCAGCUUUCAAGUCGAGCCCCGGCUUGCUUUUCUUGAAGGCGCUCGAGAUGUUGCUGUUCUGGCUGCAAUGCUCGAAUCUGGUGAGAAGCAAGGUGUACCGGUCCAAGACCUCCCAGCCCGAGAUGUCAGGGGAUCGUGCAGCCCUUACGUUGAAGUUCGACUCGGCAACUACCGGGGCAUCACGAAACACUUCGAGAAAAGACACGACCCGGAAUGGAACCUCGUUUUUGCCUUCCCCCACAACCAGCUCCAAGCUUCCUUUUUCGAGAUUGUCGUCAAGGACAAGGACCUCGUCCUGGACGACUUCCUUGGGAGGGUAACGUUCGACCUGGCCGACGUCCCGAGGCGGGUCCCGCCCGACAGCGAGCUGGCCCCCCAGUGGUACAAGCUGGAGGACAAGAAAGGUGGAUGUUUGAAAAAAGGCGAGGUCAUGGUGGCCGUGUGGCGGGGCACGCAGGCCGACGAGGCCUUUGCCAACGCGUGGCACUCGGAUGCGGCCGCUGUUGGGGGAGACGCCGUCUCGAAGAUUCGCGGAAAAGUUUACAUUUCCCCUCGGCUUUGGUAUCUAAGAGUCAACGUGAUUCAGUGCCAGGAUUUGAUCCCAGGGGAUAAAAACCGAGCACCUGAGGCGUGCGUGCGGGUUGUCCUCGGAAAUCAGGUGUUGCGGACAAAGGUGUCGUCGGUUAAGAGUGUGAACCCAUUCUGGAACGAGGAUCUGGUGUUUGUGGCUGCCGAGCCAUUCGAGGAGCCGCUAGUUGUUGCUGUUGAGGAUAGGGUGGCCCCCGGAAAGGACGAGGCCCUCGGACAGUGCAUGCUGCCGCUCGCUGCUGUGGCCAGGCGGCUUGACGACAAGCCUGUCCCUGCCAGGUGGCACAACCUGGAGAAGCAUGCGGGUCCCGAGAGCCAGAACAGGAAGGAGACAAAAUUUUCGAGCAAGAUCCUGCUGAGGGUGAGCCUGGACGGCGGUUACCAUGUCCUGGACGAGUCGACUCACUACAGCAGCGACUACCGUCCGAGCUCGAGGAUGCUCUGGAAAUCGAGCAUUGGGGUUCUCGAGCUUGGGAUUAUUAGCGCAGCUGGGUUGUCGCCGAUGAAAAUAAAGGAAGGGCGCGGGACGACGGAUGCAUUCUGUGUUGCCAAGUACGGGCCGAAGUGGGUCCGGACGAGGACAGUCAUCGACAGUGGGUACCCCAGGUGGAACGAGCAGUACACGUGGGAGGUUCACGACCCGUGCACGGUUGUCACAGUCGGGGUUUACGACAACGGCUAUUUGCAGGGCGGGAAAGACUCGUGCGUCGGGAAGGUCAGGAUCCGUCUCUCGACCCUCGAGACCGAUCGGGUGUACACGCACUCGUAUCCGCUGGUUGUGCUGACGCCAUCGGGUGUGAAGAAGCGAGGGGAAAUCCAGCUGGCAGUGAGGUGCUCGUGCAUUUCAUACCUCAACAUGCUGCAUAAGUACGGCCAGCCGUUGCUCCCAAAGAUGCACUACUCGCACCCGCUCUCGGUGGCCCAGCUCGAGUCCCUCAGGUAUCACGCGAUUCAAAUAGUCUCGUCCAGGCUGGGCCGAGCCGAGCCCCAGUUGAAGAAGGAGGUCGUUGAGUCCAUGCUCGACUUCGGGUCACACAUGUGGAGCGUGCGCAAGGCGAGGGCGAAUUUCUUGAGGAUCACGAGCGUCUUGGGCGGGGCCCACGCGGCCGCCAGGUGGUUCAACCAUAUCUGCCGGUGGAGGAAUCCGGCGGCCACUGUCCUCGUCCACGUGCUCCUCGUGAUUCUCGUCAUCUUCCCAGAGCUUGUGUUCCCGACCUUCUUUCUCUACCUCGGCUUCGUUGGGAUUUGGAACUACCGGUGGAGGUCCCGGCACCCGCCCCACGUGGACGUACGGCUGUCAGGAGCGGACUCCGUGGGCCCAGACGAGCUGGACGAGGAGUUGGACACGUUCCCGACGUCGAGGUCGGGGGACGUGGUGCGGAUGAGGUACGAUCGGCUGAGGAGCGUCGGGGGGAGGGUGCAGGCUGUGGCCGGUGACAUGGCGACGCAGGGGGAGAGGGUCGGGUCGCUGCUCAGCUGGCGGGACCCGCGGGCGUCGGCGCUGUUCGUCGUGUUCUGUUUCCUUGCGGCAGUGGUGACGUAUGUGACGCCGGGUCGGUUGGUGGUGCUGGCGCUGGGGUUUUACGUGCUGAGGCAUCCGAAGCUGAGAAGUAAGGUACCGUGGUCGGGUGCUAAUUUCUUCAGGCGGCUGCCGGCCAUGACUGAUCUCAUGCUGUAA
Molecule: messenger RNA, 3147 nt
Organism: Striga hermonthica
Lineage: Eukaryota; Viridiplantae; Streptophyta; Magnoliopsida; Lamiales; Orobanchaceae
Source: the annotation of a GenBank genome assembly